AUGGCGACCAAGGAAAGAUUUGCGUUGGUCACAGGGCGUAGGUUGGUUGGCCUGCGUAGAUGUGGGAAAGGCGGAAUAGGCGAGGCGCUCGUGGUAGAGUACAAACGGCAGGGCCUCCGGCCCGUCGCAACAUUGCUCCCGUUCGAGGACAGCCAACAUCUAGAUGAUGCGGGAACCAUGUGGUUCCCGCUCGACGUAACGCAAGAAGACUCGGUUCGCGAGCUGAAGAAUCACAUGUUAGAGCUCACAGGAGGCUAUACCAUGACGGCGAUAGACACUGAUGUGGCCGCUGUUGCCAAAAUGUUCGAUGUCAACGUCUUCGGGCCUAUGCGUAUGGUGCACCACUUCCACGACAUGCUCAUCCAAUCUUCUGGCACAAUUGUCAGUAUUGGGUCAGUCGGCGGCAUCGUGCCCUACGUCUAUGGAUCCGCGUACAACGCCACGAAAGCCGCCCUUCAUCACUGGUCGAAUACACUACGGGUUGAAAUGGAACCGCUGGGUGUCAAGGUCGUCAUAAUCAUUUCUGGUAACAUCGGAACAAACAUACUCAAGGGCGAUCAAGGCGUGGGAAGAGAGCUCAGAAAGGGAUCCUACUUUUCACCAUUGGCUCAGGAGUUCAAGGACCAUGUUAACAGAGUUCCCGACACGACAGAUCGUUUCCAGUACGCCUCAAAGGUCGUCCAACAAAGCCUGCGAUCUGCACCCCCGGCUUGGUUUUGGUACGGCAAGACGACUCGGAUUGUGCGUUUUCUCGACUCUUUCGCUUGGCGGAACGUUUGGGACGGAUUCAUGUGGAACAUGUUCAAUUUCAAAAAGUUACAGGCCGCACGGAAAUCGCUUUAGUUUGGGAAGUUGGUUGCUGGCCGUUGGCUGUAGUCAAGGACACCUAGUUAUAGGAUGGUAUUUUCUUCCGUGGAGAAACACGUUUUGUUGGAGUAGCACUCAGGGACGACCGUACGACAAUCCCAUGAGCCAGGGAUUAGUGAUCUGGGAUUUGUGUUUGGACCCUCGGACCGAGAAGGGAUUAUCUGAAAUAAUAUCUGAAACUAACUGCAUCGUAUAAGACCAGUAUAAAUAGCUUGUACGACAGCCAAGUUUACAGUUAGAGAAGACAGCCACAGAAUUAUGAAUCUUUGACUCACCC
Molecule: messenger RNA, 1144 nt
Organism: Colletotrichum phormii
Lineage: Eukaryota; Fungi; Ascomycota; Sordariomycetes; Glomerellales; Glomerellaceae
Exons: 9
Coding region: 1-843 (280 amino acids)
Biological process (GO): triglyceride catabolic process; phosphatidic acid biosynthetic process
Cellular component (GO): lipid droplet; endoplasmic reticulum
Molecular function (GO): triacylglycerol lipase activity; acylglycerone-phosphate reductase (NADP+) activity
Source: RefSeq, a predicted model, not a curated record